Messenger RNA from Purpureocillium lilacinum, 1326 nucleotides. RefSeq lists its product as uncharacterized. NCBI's taxonomy places the organism in Eukaryota, Fungi, Ascomycota, Sordariomycetes, Hypocreales, Ophiocordycipitaceae. The record is from RefSeq and is a predicted model, not a curated record.
AUGAAGCGUCAGGCUUCAUCCGCCCCAGCGGCCCCGUCUCGCAGCAAGAAGCCCCGGCCGCAGGUCCCAGACUACCACCUAACCCCAUCGCGAAGGAACGGGGACGGAAGCGCCAUCUGGCCGGCGCCCGAGGACCAAAUCGAGCGAGCGCGAGAAUUUAUCCUGGAAUGCGUCGCUGCGCACCAGAAGACAGUCAUUGUGCCGGACAAGGACGCCGAUGGUCUAACCUCAGGCGCAAUUUUGCGAAGGACGCUCAUACUACUUGGCUUGGAGCCGGAGCUCAUCGAAGGCCACAUCCUUGAGAAAGGCCACACGGUUCACGACGAGGAAGAGAGGCGAACUCUGGCCGCGAGAGAGCCGGCCUACAUCUUCGUCCUCGACCAAGGCUCGCGGAAAUCCCCUCCCGUCGUCGACAUACCUCAUAAAGCCCUGAUCAUUGACCACCACUGGGCACUUGACGAUGACUUCCCUGAGGGGGCUCAGCCCGUCACGGCCUGCAACUCGCCACCCGUCGCGACGAGCUCAUUGCUCACUUACCAUAUCUGCUCUGGACUCCACGACGACGUUGAGCAGCAGUGCGACUGGCUCUGCGUCAUGGGCACGCAUGGCGACCUCGGAAACACCCUCAAAUGGGAGCCCCCGUUUCCCGACAUGAAGCCCACCUUCAAGAAAUACACCAAGAAGGCGCUCAACGACGCCGUGUCGCUCAUCAACGCGCCCCGUCGAACUGCGUCGUACAACGUCCCCAUGGCAUGGGAGGCGUUGCUUGCGGCCGGCUCGCCAAGCGAUCUUUUGAAGAAUCGCGAGCUGCUGUCCGCUCGGGCCGAGGUGAAUGCAGAGGUGGAACGCUGCACGCACACCGCGCCCAAGUUCUCUGCAGACGCGCGCAUCGCGGUCUUCCGAAUUAGCUCGCAAGCACAAGUUCAUCCCGUCAUUGCAACGCGAUGGGCCGGGCACCUGCAAAGCUCCAAAUUAGAGGUGGUUCUUGUCGCCAAUGAGGGUUAUCUUCCGGGAAUGGUCAAUUUCUCGUGCCGGAUACCGCGAUCCGCAAGGGCAAGGGACCCGCCGGUAAACAUCAUCGAGACGCUUCGAAGCCUGGCGGAUAAAGCGCCUGAUCAGACGUUACGGGAACGCCUGGGGGCGUCGUUCGCGAGAGGCCACAAAGAAGCAAGUGGAGGCAUCGUACCGAAAGAAGAGUUCGAGGAGCUGAUGGCUGUGCUUGAGAUGGACAGAAAGACUUCGCAGCCAAGUGUCGCGAAGACCAAAGGGAGUGACGGCGGUAACAAACAGUCCAAUACACUGGACAUGUAUUUUAAGAAGGGCUAG